This is a messenger RNA of Myotis davidii, 1198 nucleotides long. RefSeq names its product C-type lectin domain family 3 member B (gene CLEC3B). The record is from RefSeq and is a predicted model, not a curated record. The transcript has 3 exons. Lineage: Eukaryota; Metazoa; Chordata; Mammalia; Chiroptera; Vespertilionidae. Gene Ontology annotation, biological process: ossification; bone mineralization. The coding region runs from base 441 to 1049 and encodes 202 amino acids.
UCCCAACAUCUGAGCAGGUUGGGUAAGUCCUGUAACCUCACUGAGCCUCAGUUUCUGCAACUGUAAAAUGGGGAGAUGGCAGGACUUCCCUCCUGUUGCUGUUGGGAAGCCUCUCUGAGCGAAUUCCAGGGAAGGGCGUGACUCCACACCUGCCCUGGGUGUGAGCUCUGAACACUAUCGUGUGUUUUUCAGAACCCUAGAAAAUAUUUUAGAAGGCAGGGCCAGAUGCGGGGGGGCUGUUCCCUGGGAGGCGAGGCUCUGCAGCUCCCAGCCUUCCCCCUUCCAGGCGUUCCGUUUUGUUUUGCUUGGGUGCGCCCUCAGCCAAGUCUGGGAGGGUUUCCUGGACAGAGGUCCUCGCCUCGCGGCAGCUGCUGAAGCCGUGCAGCCCCGGUCACAGCGCCACUGCUCUCCCACUCAGGCGCACGGCAGGCGGCAGCAGCAUGGAGCUUUGGGGGGCCUACCUGCUCCUCUGCCUCUUCUCCCUCCUGACCCAGGCCACCACCGAGCCACCGUCCCCCAAGGUCAAGAAGGCUGCAAACGCCAAGAAAGAUGUUGUGAGCCCGAAGAUGCUUGAGGAGCUCAAGAGCCAGCUGGAGAGCCUGGCCCAGGAGGUGGCCCUGCUGAAGGAGCAGCAGGCCCUGCAGACGGUCUGCCUGAAGGGCACCAAGGUGCACAUGAAGUGCUUCCUGGCCUUCGCCCAGGCCAAGACCUUCCACGAGGCCAGCGAGGACUGCAUCUCGCGCGGGGGCACGCUGGGCACCCCGCAGACGGGCUCGGAGAACGACGCGAUGUUCGAGUACCUGCGGCAGAGCGUGGGCAGCGAGGCCGAGAUCUGGCUGGGCCUCAACGACAUGGCAGCGGAGGGCGACUGGGUGGACAUGACCGGUGGCCGCAUCGCCUACAAGAACUGGGAGACGGAGAUCACGGCGCAGCCGGACGGGGGCAAGGCCGAGAACUGCGCCACCCUGGCCGGCGUGGCCAACGGCAAGUGGUACGACAAGCGAUGUCGCGACAAGCUGCCCUACAUCUGCCAGUUCGCCAUCGUGUAGCCUGGGGACCCCGAGGGGGGGCGGGGGAGGCGAGAUCGUGGGGGCCACAGAGGGCUGUGGGGACCUUCCAGCCUCGGACCCCUGCUCGCAGAUGCCCUGCAGCGCUUGGAGCCUCCUUUUGCAAAUAAAGUCGGUGCAGCUUUUGGAGA